This is a messenger RNA of Mucor mucedo, 954 nucleotides long. RefSeq lists its product as uncharacterized. The transcript has a single exon. The coding region runs from base 1 to 954 and encodes 317 amino acids. The record is from RefSeq and is a predicted model, not a curated record. NCBI's taxonomy places the organism in Eukaryota, Fungi, Mucoromycota, Mucoromycetes, Mucorales, Mucoraceae.
AUGAUUAUGGAUUCUAAUUUCAGCAUUCACAGAAUUACGUUUGAAAAUGUCUGGGUUGCUCCCGUUGUUGCUCCCUUUGCUCCCGUUGUUGCUCCCGUUGCUGCAUGUUUGCCUGUCUCGCCUUCUUUGGCAGACAGUUUGCGUUCGUCUAUCUCCUGUCUGUCUUUGGGAGCAGACAAUAUGGAAAUUGAUUCUGUUGUGUCUGGUGUUCCCUCUUUCUGGUCUUUGACCUUGCCGUCCUCUUCUUUCUUGUUUCCUCUCUUGGAACAAGACAGUGACGUUUCCCCUUCCGCUGCUGUUGCUCGGGCCCUUGCGCCAUUUGCUGCUGGUGGCGCUUUGUUUUCUGGUUCCUUGUCUUUGUCUCCUCGUCCUGUCAAGCCUUGUUUGUCAGAUGAAAUAGACCUUGACGAUGUUGAACCUGUCUCUGCUGAAGGUAGUGCGGUUGCUCCUGUUGUGCCUGUUGUGCCUCUCUCGGAAGUUGCUUUCGUUGUUCCUGUUUCGCCUUCUACGGCCGACAGUUUUCCUUCGUCUCUCUCUUGUUCUUCUUUGGGAGAUGACAAUAUGGAAAUUGAUCCUGUUGUGCCUCGAGUUGGCUCAUUCUGGUCUUUGACCUUUUCGGCGUCUUCUUUCUUGUUUCCUCUCUUGGAACAAGAUAAUGACGUUUCCCCUUCCGCUGCUGUUGCUCGGGCCCUUGCGCCUUUUGCUGCUGGUGGCGCUUUGUUGUCCGGUUCUUUGUCUUUUGCUCCUUGUCCAGUCGAGCCUUCUUUGGAAGAUGAAAUGGACCUGGACGAGGUUGAACCUGCGUCUGCUGUGGGUUUUGCAGUUGCUCCUGUUGCUUUUGGAGGUGGUUUGUGUGGCUCCUUUUCUUCGUGGGCGGUGGGCAAGCCACAUUACGCCGAGUUUAACUCUGUCGUGCCUGUUGGGGUGGACUUUGGGUUUUCUGGUUGUACGUGA